GGUGAGGAUCUCUGGGAAGCAUUGUUGGGGCAGUAAGAAUCAUUUCUACAAAGAGGCAAGACAGGACGAAGGGACUCUGCAAGCCAAUAUGGGAAGCCCAUAGCUUCCUAGGAACACUGGGAGCCCUGGUCCUCCCUGGUAUCGGCUGCAUUCUCCCUACACCUGGAAGAGCUCCAGGGCGGGCCACCCCUCCACGACUGAGCCGUACAGCAGCAUGAGCCGGUCAAGGCAUGUGGGCAAGAUCCGGAAACGUCUGGAAGAUGUCAAGAACCAGUGGAUCCGGCCAGCCAGAGCUGACUUCAGUGAUAACGAGAGUGCCCGGCUGGCCACAGAUGCCCUCUUGGAUGGGGGUCCAGAGGCUUACUGGCGCGCUCUGAGCCAGGAAGGAGAGGUAGACUUCCUGUCCUCGGCUGAGGCCCAGUACAUCCAAGCCCAGGCCAAGGAGCCCCCCGGUGCUCCAGAUCCUGCAGGAGGAGCUGAGUCGGGACCCAGAGGAUUGGACUGCUGCUCGUUACAAUCAGGUACCUACUUCCCUGUGGCUUCGGAAGGCAGUGAGCCGGCUCUGCUGCACACCUGGACUUUGGCUGAGAAGCCCUACAUGAAGGAAAAGUCCAGCGCCACUGUCUACUUCCAGAUGGACAAACACAACAACAUCAGAGAUUUGGUCCGCCGUUGCAUCUCCCGGGCCAGCCAGGUCCUGGCCAUCCUGAUGGAUGUGUUCACGGAUGUGGAGAUCUUUUGUGACAUUCUAGAGGCAGCCAACAAGCGAGGGGUAUUCGUCUGUGUGCUUCUGGACCAGGGAGGUGUGAAGCUCUUCCAGGAGAUGUGUGACAAAGUCCAGAUCUCUGAUACUCAUCUCAAGAACAUCUCCAUCAGGAGUGUGGAAGGGGAGGUGUACUGUGCCAAGUCAGGCAGGAAAUUUGCAGGCCAAAUCCAAGAGAAGUUCAUCAUCUCAGACUGGAGGUUCGUCUUAUCCGGAUCAUAUAGUUUCUCUUGGCUCUGUGGGCACGUGCACAGGAAUAUCCUCUCCAAGUUCACGGGCCAGGCGGUGGAGCUGUUUGAUGAGGAAUUUCGACGCCUCUACGCCUCCUCCAAGCCUCUGAUGGGUCUGAAGUCCCCGAGGUUGGUCGCCCCGCUCCAACCCAGCAAGGGCCCAGAAGCCCCCAAUGGCCGCCUUAGCGGCACCAGUGACUCUGCCAGUGACCGCACCUCCUCCAACCCCUUCAGCAGCCCGUCGACCAGCAGCAAUGCCCACAACCAGAGUUUAUCCACAUCUUCAGGGCCGGGCAGUCCUCUGGCCCCCAUCCCACCCGCGAUUCCAAGGCUGCAACCCUAUCACAGCACCCGGAGAGCCAUGGCCCCACAGCCUCUCUUGGUCCCCAUGAGGCCCCAUGAGGGAGCACCAGCCCCCUACAGCAGCCUCGUGGCCUACAGACCCACCCGGCUGCAGCUGCAGCAGCUCGGCCUGGUGCCCAGGGUGACUCACCCCUGGAGGCCUUUUCUACAGGCCUUGCCUCAUUUUUAAAGGAACCUUUCUCCUCACCGCCUGGGGAGUGGGGGCGGGGCUGGGGUAAGGACUGAGCACUGAUGAAUUUUCUGGCUGGAAGGCCCUGCCUUAAGGACCAAUACGAUUGAGGCUGAUUCACUUUGA
Messenger RNA from Apodemus sylvaticus (European woodmouse), 1651 nucleotides. It is a transcript of the gene Sack1a, whose product is annotated as family with sequence similarity 83 member A. The transcript is spliced from 4 exons. The coding region runs from base 215 to 1525 and encodes 436 amino acids. NCBI's taxonomy places the organism in Eukaryota, Metazoa, Chordata, Mammalia, Rodentia, Muridae. The record is from RefSeq and is a predicted model, not a curated record. Gene Ontology annotation, biological process: epidermal growth factor receptor signaling pathway.